GUGAACGAAGACGAUGGCGUGUGGUCGCUUUCCGACGGCAGGGUUGCUGUUGUGGCUUCUGGUAGCACAAGUGCUGGCGUCUGCACGCAGCGAUAUAUCCGAUUCCAUCUACCUGCAGGCUAGAGGCUUCCCGCCCGUGCAGUGCAGCCCGUGGACUGCCGGCGCCUCCGGAGGCGACGGGCCCGGGGUCGACUUCUGGAUGCGCGGCGUCGUCUCAAGACAACUUUACGGCUGCCGCCUGGACGCAGCCGACGAACUCCGCCGACAGACUUUGGCGGCCAGUCGUAACGGCCGCCUGACAUUUCUGCCCGAGUGGAGCGUAUUGCUCAACAGGGGAGGAGGAAGGCAGUACCCCGAGUUGACCACCUCUCCGACGCCGUCGUUCGCCUGCGUCACCGACGGAGUGGGAGCCCCCAGCACGCUGCCGGCCGCUCUGUUCCCUCUUCGGGCCCGCCGGCGGACGGUGGGAAGGGUCGGCCAGUGGCACAAGUGCGUCCGCGUCUCCGCAGGCUACCACGCCAGCCCCUUCACCGCCGGCGCCCCUCUGGUCAGGGUCGCUUUCCGAGGAGGCGCGCCCACCAUCAUCUGCGGGAUGGGCGACGCUAGCCGCAGCGCAGUGCCCGCCGUGCAGUUGCGCGGUCUCCUGGGCGCGCCGUACUCUUGCUUCUUCGCCUCCUACCUGGACUUCCCGGCGCUCAAGGGUCCCCCAGUCGGCCUAGUCUUCCAGAGGCAGAUCCUCAACAAGUGGACGACCAAGGAGUCAGACACAGAUGCUGCCGCGUUCCUCCCUUCCCAGUGCUGGCCGGCCGAAGACAGCACCGACAGGUCUUUCGACUUCGACGUGGACUUCGACGGUAAACACGCCCAACGGUGCCGUUUUCAAGGAGACUGUCCACUGUGCGGUCAAGAUGUGUCACCGACGCAGCCCUCUACAGUUUCCUUUACCGCUACAGAAGAGUCAGCCAAUCCUGAUGAGACAACUGUCACAGUAGCCACGGUCGCCAGAAGAGCACAUUCCCGUCCAAAAAAAGUAAAGGCACCAGGUUCCAAGCCACUUCUGUUUGAACGCCGUCUCUGCACUUACCACUCCCUUGACGAAAACAAUAGCACUGUUGUGCACCAGAUAUCAUGUUUUGGAUAGCGCCUAUAAAGCUAUUCUACAAGCAAACUUUGAUAUGUGGGUCUCCCCCCCCCCCCCUCCCCUCCACUCCCUACCCAGCCCAGCCCCACACCAACUCUGACGUUUCUUUUACCAUUCAUAACAGUGGCGAGCUAGUAACAGGGCGCGUGCUCGAUGCUUUCAGCGCAGAGAGAGUCGAGAAUUCCCUUGCACCGUCGCCAACACACUCCGUCUUUGCUUCACGCCACACGCUCCAAGCGUUGCCUGUCAUGGUAACUGUCAAGCCUGGGGUAAACGCUACAUUGAGCCAGCUAUUGACUCUACUGAAGAACAUUUAUAUGCUUCGAAAAUUAUCUCUGUUGUUUGUUCACGUUGAAACGUCCCCUUAGAAAAAUUAUAAAUGACUGUGCUUAAACUGACACACAAUAUUUUUGGCGCAACGCAAUCUGACUUUCAUAUAUCCCUACAAAAGAAUGGUCCUGACUAAC
Schistocerca americana (American grasshopper) is the source of this 1608-nucleotide messenger RNA. RefSeq lists its product as uncharacterized. Lineage: Eukaryota; Metazoa; Arthropoda; Insecta; Orthoptera; Acrididae. The coding region runs from base 14 to 1141 and encodes 375 amino acids. The transcript has 2 exons. The record is from RefSeq and is a predicted model, not a curated record.